Theileria equi strain WA is the source of this 984-nucleotide messenger RNA. RefSeq lists its product as hypothetical. Lineage: Eukaryota; Apicomplexa; Aconoidasida; Piroplasmida; Theileriidae. The record is from RefSeq and is a predicted model, not a curated record. Bases 1 to 984 code for a protein of 327 amino acids. The transcript is spliced from 2 exons.
AUGAGUGCGGAGUCUCUAUUCAAGUUCCUCGUUUCAUAUUCUCAAGUCACCAAUACGCGGAUUUAUCUAGCGGAUGAGGAAAGGACUGAUGGACUAGUUACCGAGUCUGCAGCGAAUGACAACUAUGGAAACAUAAAGAUAAGCUCUUGGAGAAUUUGUGAGAGACUGUUCUCACAGUUGAAUAGGUCAGGAUUCGUCAUUAGCUCGGAAACUGCCCCUCACGUUAUUAGUUCCUACAUGCGACUUUGUGUUGGCUACGGUCAAAAAUCCGAGGGGUUUAAUGAAAUGUAUCACAGGACAAUUGAUGAUAUUGUCCAAGAGAAUGUAGAGAUCACAGAGGGGCUCCUGGAUGAGCUCCUGUUGCUCUACGACAGACUGGGAAUUUUUGACAAACGAUUUGCUGUCUACUACAGUAACCGGAUUUCCAAGAAUUUUAAUCUCUAUACCGAGAAUCAGAUUGGUAAUUUUUGCAGGUACAUGACAAAAUUGCCGUUUAUAAAGACAAAACCAUCGAGCAUGGAAUGGGUAAAGAAUGGCUCAUACUAUAGAGAGUUUAAGGGCGGAAAUAAAAGUCUCGGAGUAAAGGGAAAAAGGUUACCGAGAUAUUAUCGCAAAAUGCUCUUGGACAGAAGAAGUGAUGCUUUUACUACCAGAGUAGACUAUUCUAGUAGCAUUUCAGCUUCAAUCCAGUCAAGAGUUUUAUCAGAUUGGGAUUUUGGAUCGUCUGCAUUCAUAAAGUGCCUUGAGAAGGAACUUUUGUAUGUAUUGCACGAGUAUACCUAUUUUAACCUUGUCGAUGUCGGAGAAAUGUUUUUUGUCUAUGGCAUCAAUAGUAGUCUUAUGCCAAGGUUUUCAACAGAGCUUUCAAAGUAUCUGUAUAUUCUCAAGUAUGGGUAUCCAAUAAAGGCACUAGUGGUAAGUUUUAUGAAUGGUAUUUUGUUGAGGAUAAGCAAGAGCAACUACGUUUGUGGUUGCAAUUGCUAG